CCCGGAGGAGCCGAAAGAAAGAAAAGCAGGCAAGGAAAGGAGGCAAGCAGCGUCGCCGCUGCCCACAAAGCUCCCACCUCUCCGCCUCCCAGCCUCCAUUAUAACCACCCCAACAAAACAAACCAAGGCAAGACGGAGCGUUGAUGGGCUCCGCGGCGGCUUAAUUCCACCGUCCGAUUUCAAAACAGGAGAACAGGGGCGGAGCAGAGUAGCCUCGGAUGGCGGAGCCGGCGGCGCUCUUCUCGCUCUCCGCGGCCGCCGUGGUGGAGGACGUGCUGCGGGAGCACGGCUGCCGCCUCAGCGACCGCGACCUCGCCUCCCGCAGGACCGGGGAAGCCGCGGCGAGGCGGAACGAGGCGGCGGGGUGGCUGCGGCGCGCGGUGGGGGCCGUCGCGGGGCGGGACCUGCCGGAGGAGCCGUCGGAGGAGGAGUUCCGCCUCGGCCUCCGCAACGGCCAGAUCCUCUGCAGCGCGCUCAACAGGGUCCACCCGGGCGCCGUCCAGAAGGUGGUCACGGCGGACUCGGUCGACGGCGCGGCGCUGUCGGCGUUCCAGUACUUCGAGAACGUGCGCAACUUCCUCGUGGCGGCGCAGGACAUCGGCCUGCCCUGCUUCGAGGCCUCCGAUUUGGAGCAGGGAGGGAAGAGCGCCAGGGUGGUGAACUGCGUGCUGGCAUUGAAGUCGUACGGGGACUGGAAGCAAUGCGGGGGCACCGGGCUCUGGAAAUUUGGGGGGAACCUCAAACCCUCGGCUUCUGGCAAGUCCCUGGUGAGGAAGAACUCGGAGCCGUUCCGGAGGUGCCAAUCGAUGAGCGAGGGGGAACAACCGCCCUACGAGGAGGCUGGAUUCAGUGGCGAUGCCCAUCUCGAUCAUGGUGACAUGUCGAGGUCACGUCCGCUGAAAAUGCUGGUCAGCGCGGUUCUCUCCGACAAGAGGCCAGAUGAAGUUCCGCAGCUCUUAGAGUCCAUGCUGACCAAACUCGUCGAUGAAUUCGAGAAUCGCUUGACUACUCAAAAUGACUUGGUGAAAGCGGCUCUGAAAAAUACUACGGACAGCACUAAAUCCUUCUCGAAAUCCAAGGUUCUGGUCGAGGCCACCACUCCUAAUUUUAGUGGGAGAAAGAUGGAUACAUCAGAUAUUUACUCCAAGCAUAAACAAACAAAAAAGGGAACAUCAGUUGAAGUGACACUGAAGCAACAUUCGAUUGUCCAACAGCAGUCAAAGCAUGUCGAGGAACUUAAGGCUGAUCUUCAAACAACAAAAGCGGGUGUGGAGUUUAUACAAAUGAAGUACUCUGAGGACCUCAACUUAUUAGGAAGGCAUCUGUUUAGCCUAGCACAUGCUGCCUCAGGUUACCACAAAGUUCUUGAAGAAAACAGAAAACUGUACAACCAGGUGCAAGAUCUUAAAGGUAGUAUCAGGGUAUAUUGUAGGAUACGACCCUUUUUACCUGGACAAGUCAGUUCAUCCACUGUGGGCUGCAUUGAUGAUGGGAAUAUUACGAUUAUUACUCCUUCCAAAUCUGGGAAGGAAGGACGGAAGUCAUUUAGCUUCAAUAAGGUUUUCGGACCAUCUUCAACUCAAGAUGAGGUGUUCUUAGAUACUCAGCCCCUCAUUCGCUCUGUUCUUGAUGGGUACAAUGUCUGUAUCUUUGCAUAUGGCCAAACAGGAUCAGGCAAGACAUUCACAAUGAGUGGGCCCAAGAACAUUACUGAGCAAACCCAGGGUGUAAACUAUCGGGCACUUGGUGAUCUAUUUACCCUUGCUGACAAAAGGAAAGGAACCUUUGUCUAUGAUAUUGCUGUGCAAAUGAUCGAGAUUUACAAUGAACAAGUCAGGGAUCUCCUCUCUAAUGAUGGUCUCAACAAAAGAUUAGAGAUUCGGAAUAAUUCUCAGAAUGGCAUUAAUGUUCCGGACGCAAGCCUUGUCCGUGUGGCAUCAACAAUAGACGUAAUAGAACUGAUGAAUAUUGGGCACAAGAAUCGUGCUGUCGGUGCCACUGCAUUAAACGACCGGAGUAGUCGUUCUCACAGUUGUUUAACUGUUCAUGUUCAAGGAAAAGAUUUGACAUCUGGCAACAUCAUCCGCGGCUGCAUGCAUUUAGUUGAUCUUGCAGGCAGCGAGCGGGUUGACAAGUCAGAGGUCAUCGGAGAAAGGUUAAAAGAAGCACAGCAUAUUAACAAAUCAUUGUCAGCCUUAGGGGAUGUAAUUGCUUCACUUGCCCAGAAGAACGCACACGUACCUUACAGGAAUAGUAAAUUGACACAACUCCUCCAAGAUUCUCUUGGAGGUCAGGCCAAAACAUUGAUGUUUGUUCAUAUAAGCCCGGAAAGUGAUGCUGUAGGAGAAACUAUAAGCACGUUGAAGUUUGCUGAGCGCGUUUCUACUGUUGAGCUUGGUGCUGCUCGACUUAAUAAAGAAUCCGGAGAAGUUAAAGAGCUCAAGGAGCAGAUUUCUCGACUCAAAACAGCAUUAUCAAUGAAAGAGUCAGGAUUGGAGCAAAACUUUACUCGCCACUCUGAGGUAGUAAACACGAAGACGCCUUCUCCUGUUUUUAGGCGUCAGGGCAGUUGUGAUUUACUGUCUAGCCAAACUAACUUCAGGCAACCAAUGGAGGAUGUUGGAAACAUAGAGGCUAGACCCAAUCCUGCAUUGAGACAAAAGAAACCAAGCUUUGAUCUUCAGGAUUUAUUACCAUCAAAUGAUUCACCUUCAUGGCCAGAUAGCAAUUCAAGGUUGAAUUUUCAGAUGGGAGAAGAAAGGGAAACAGUUUGCGGGGACUGGGUAGAUAAGGUUGUGGUGAACAACAAUCACUCUCUUGGUGAUUGGCAAGGAGACAAUGCUGCUUUACCUGACUUCUUUUACCAAAGAUACCAUUCAGGUUUGAGAGAUGAGCAGCAAAGACCUCGUUUUUGCUCGACAAAUACCGAUGAUUCCGAUGACAUUGAUGUUGCAACAAGUGAUUCCUCAGAAUCAGAUGCACUAUGGCAGUUCAAUGUUCAAAGCAUGAAUACUCCGGUUAUUCAAAACGGGUCAAAGAUCAAGAAACCACAGACGAAGAUAAGAGAUACCUCGGACACAAGGACACCAAUUCAUUCUCAAAUACCAUCAGCAUCGAGAAAAGCUUCAAACGGACAAAACAGAUCGGGAAGGCAACCUUUAAGUGCUAACGAUAGCAGAAGGCUUUCAUCAAACGGUAGACACUCUGGUACGAAGUAGGGACUGCUAAAAUGAUCGUGUGCAUUCUUUUUCUUGGUUUUCUCUCAGUGUUUGUCACAAGGCGUUGUGAGGUUGUUCUCAAGUACAACAAUGAGUGACAAUAAGUCCAAUUGAUUGUGUCAGUGUGGUGAGUUGUGAUCUCAGCAGCUGGUGAGUGAGGCCAUUAGCCUUUUUUUAUUGGCCUGUCAGGCUAUGUUGAGUUUUUGGCAAUUCUUUGUGUCAUGUCCAUAAUAUAUAGUAUGAUAUAAUGAAAAGAAAGGAAACGUGUUCAUCAAAAGCUGGUUCCUUAUUUCUCACUUUGUAUGUACUACUUUAAUCUGAUCAUAGAGGCUCUUGCAAUGCGCUUUGGUUCUUGCUCUCAAA
Messenger RNA from Lolium perenne, 3581 nucleotides. Its product is annotated as kinesin-like protein KIN-14F. The record is from RefSeq and is a predicted model, not a curated record. Gene Ontology annotation, molecular function: ATP binding; microtubule binding; microtubule motor activity. Lineage: Eukaryota; Viridiplantae; Streptophyta; Magnoliopsida; Poales; Poaceae. Gene Ontology annotation, cellular component: microtubule cytoskeleton. Gene Ontology annotation, biological process: microtubule-based movement.